AUGAUCCAGAAGUUAAAACUCAAGCUUAGUGCUUGGGCAAUGAGCAAGGUCGAUGUCACCCAACGUGCAUUUGUUAUUAAUCCAAAGAUAAUUCUCCCGUUCAAGCCAGCGGAUGUGGCCAAGGUCUUCGAGAUCCCAUGCGGCAACAGGGAUGUGCGUGGACCGGAUGGCAACAUCAACGAAGAGUCUGUUUCAUUUAUAAAAAAGACCCUAGGCAUGGACCAGUCCGCAGCACACAGCUUGCGCGUUGCGGAGGAGUUCUUGAUGCGGAACAUAACUGAAGAAUCAAGCAAGUUGGAGAAAGACUGUUUUCUGAUAGCGUUCGUGAUCUUUGUAAUGGGUCAUCUCCUAGAUCCUUCGUCGAAACAUGACUACAAGAGCAUCAAUUCCUGGGGCGCCAUUGCUAAUACCGAAGAGAUAGCCCAGUUCAAUUGGUGCGAGUAUGUGUUGCAAGCCUUGCUUGAUGCGGUCACAAAACUGAAGGUUGAUAUGGAUAAUGGCGUCACGACAGCAAACCUUACUGGAUGCCAUCUUUUCCUUCAGGUGUUCCUUCUUGAUAACCUUGACUUGGGGAUAUUCAACCUGAAACAUGAUGUUUUCCCUUGGGUCAAAAUGUUCGACCAGGACACCUUGCGGCGCAUGACUAUAAUGGCGUCCGACGCUGGAGUACCUGAGCCGUCGUUCGCGUCAUCAAUGUUGAGAGAUGCAGCGACCGUAUGCUACUCCCAGAGCGUUCAGACUGACAAGCCCCGCACCGGCACCUCCCUUACUGUACCGAAGGACAGUGUAGUCAAUCGCCCAUCUCCAAUGGUCGCAGUUGCCAAGAAGACCACGCCCCCAAGGCAAAUGACCGCUGUUGACUACUCGAACUAUAUCACAAAUCGAUACCCAACUAUGUCAUCCCAAACGAUAGCGGUUCUUCUCCGUGAACAGAAUGCACGGGCGGUGCGCCAUCUUACCACGGCUUCUGGAUGCACAUGCUGCACUGCUAGGGGUUUUUCUGAUUGCCCUGUUAGACCGCAGACGCUAGACGAGGAAAGCGCAUCAUGCCGCGAAAAACGCAAGUUUGCUCUUCCUGGAGCCACGCACAGUGCACAAGCUUCAUACCACACUCCAAAGUAUCGCAAACUUAGCGGUCUCAAGUUGGACCUCUCCGACUGCGAAGUUGAAAGUCCACCACAGAGAAGCGGCGUGCGAAAAGGCAGCAUGCAAACCGAGCCAACACGCAAACCCGGCCAUCAUGUGGCCACAUCAAGCCACAACAAGGACAAACAUCAUGGAAGAAGCGACGCCAUAUGCAACGCCAUACAACAGUAUGCCAUAUGCAUAGCUGAAGCAGUUAAGGACAUAUACGUCGAUAGUAUUCAAGAAAACCAGACAGGCGUUUUCUUUUCCAUCUCCACCGCCGAGCUACCCAAACGGAAAUACGUAUCAUCAAGGAGCUAUGCAGGGAAUCCAUGGUUUAAAGGUCGCCCAGUCGUGCCUCCUAAAACUGAUAUAGCCGACUUGCUGGAAGCCUAUCUGCCAUCGCUGCCCGACAAUCAGCUGGCACAAAACUGGAUAGUUCAUGGUACCCCCCGGGAGAUUAGAAUCAGAGGUGUCGAAAUCCAACUACAGAUCAUCAGCAAUAGCAUGCUCAAUCACGAGCUUGGUUCCAUCCUUAUACAUCAACUAAUGCAGAUGGACAGUGAAGCUAAUUUGGAUACACCUUGCCUAACACACCGCCACAUCCUCGAAUGUGAUUUCUCGAUACGAAUGCACCAUGCUAGCAAUGUCUUCGGUUCAUUUCUCAUUUCUCUGCGCAGCCCAUUUUGUUUCGCCACCUGCAUUAAUCAUAAUGGCCUCCUCAAUUGUUUUAAUUGUUCCUUCUUUGCAGACCUUAGCCCUUGCCGAAAAUUCAAGUAUUUCUAG
Triticum turgidum subsp. durum (durum wheat) is the source of this 1911-nucleotide messenger RNA. Lineage: Eukaryota; Viridiplantae; Streptophyta; Magnoliopsida; Poales; Poaceae. The record is from the annotation of a GenBank genome assembly.